UUGGUUAUUUUAUCAGAACAGAGGAGUUUUUCCUGUGUCUACAAAUUCGAUCAUAAGGUUCGUUAAACAGUGUGAUAAACAUCUUUUACGCAAUUGAAUUUGUUAGAAAUGUUUGUGCCAUAGGCUAUGAGUUACUCAGAAAUGAGCUUGAUAUUGGGACAGGGUCAAUAACAUUAAAUGUUUCACGUACUGCUGAUAAAACCCGUUUAUCUGCGAUAGGUAAUGAUCAUGCCGUGCAACGAAGAUUAUCCGUAACAGCGGUCAUACUGUGCGCAUGCGCGGAGCAUUUGGAAAACCAAUGUGUUUCGGAAGUUACCAAAGAUGGCGGAGCACAUUCGAGGAAAAGAUUUUUCCGUCGCCAACAAGUGAUAGUUUAGGAGAAAAAAUGUGUGGAAAAUUUAUAAUCUAUUGAGAAAAUUUGUCUGGAAUAUGAAAUACAUCUGUUGCGGUUAUGGGUAUUUGAUUGAUGGUGUGUUUUAUGUUUUUUCGCUCUUGGUUGAGAGAGCUCAUAUUUUACCGCUUGGAAAUAUUUUUGUGUAAUUCGAGAGAAUAAUACUGGAAUUAACAAAACUGCUUCAAACAAUUGUUUUAAUGGAAUAUACGGGAUUCUAUCGGGAGUUACUAUAAUGGAAAUACCAUAAAAUAUCACGAUUUUACUUUGUAACCAUGGAUUGUGAAAUAUUAUAGCAUAAUGUUCUCUCAACAAAUUUCAGCGAAUUCGUGAGAGGUUUUAUUUUUAUUAAAAUCGUCACGCUAUUUUAAUAUUGAAUUUCUUAAUUUUUAAGUCAAACUUUGAUAUUUCUACAUUUACUCGUAUUAAGGUAUUUCUAAAUAAUUCUUGUCUUAGUAAUUUAACAGAUAUUUUAUUUAAGGUUAAUAUACUUAUUUCCGGAAAAGGCUCCCAUAAAUCCGAUAGUGUGUGCUGGUGUUUACACGUAUCUUAACAAGAGCGUAUAAACUCUUUUCUACAUGUGCUAAUUACCAAUGGUGGUUAUGAGCGGAGGUUUAUAUACGAGAAAAAAUCCAUAUGGUGUUUAAUUAUGACUGGAAGUAUUCUGUGACAUCGAAGGAAAUAAAGCUGUGUGGUGCUGAAUCUAGCUUCUAGUUUAAUUGUGAAUGAUUAGUCUCUUCUCUUUAUGUUUGGAAUUACUCAAAUGCCAUUAUAAAAUCAGAAUAAAACUGAUGCAAGUACACUGUCCAAUAUCACUGGUAUUUGUUUGAUAUUCUUGCCAGUAAUUCAACAAGGAUUGAAGCACUAAUCUUGGGAUUCUCCUUCGUAAUAAAACAGAAGACUGAAACAAAUCACGUCUAGAAAGAUAACAGUUAACUUUUUCCAGUAUUCCUAACAGCAUCCAGAGAAACGGAAGCGAAGAAAAUCGUGCAUACUCUAUCUACGAAAUAAUUACCCAGGCAUAUGUGUAUUACUGAAUGCUACCUAUUCGCCCUCAGACAGGUAACGAGAAAAGAAAAUUGGCAUUGAAGAUAAGCCAAAGCAGAUUGUUUAUGUUAGGAAUUUCUAAGAAUUCUUCAGGGCAUUAAACAAACGUGUGCUGGAUAUGCCCCGCUGAUAAAAAGCCGGUGAACAGGUUCAUUUCGGUCGUUUAUCGUUCGCACAAGUAUGCAGAUCGUAUCACCGAAGCCACAUGUAUCAUCCUGAAAGACACAUAUGAAAUGCCUCCCCAUCAGCGUAUAUGAUACAUGAACAAAACUCUACCGAACUUAAUGACCGAUGUACAGGCCGGAUUUUGUUACUGUAACUCUUACUUCUGGCUCUUAUAGGCUUUUAUAAACGGUGACAUAUUGUUCUGAAGCAAGCAAACGUUUGGUGAGAAGUCUUUCUGAUUAAACCCGAGGGAACGUUAUACGUUUGCUAAGAAAUGUUGGCUUGUGACAUUCUUAAAUAUAGUGCUGAUUCUUCAAGAAUUUAGAAUACACAUAUUAUGUAGUUAUUUGAACACGCAGUACUUGAAUGGAAUGAAGCUCCUUUACAUUUCUCAAGUGAAUGCGCCCUUUGACCCCGUUCUGUGGAAACUAUGGUCAAUAUAGAGCGGCAUGAGGGGAUCAGACCGUCCGAUAAGCCAUGUCUAAACACUACCGACCGGAAACGGAAGACUUGCAAUAUUUGUGGUUUGUACGCAUGCGCAAACGGACGUGAAGGGAAACACGGAAAACCAAACAACAAUACCUCAGUUACACAUCAAGGCAAUAACUGUCGCUGUCAUUCAACUGCGCAUGCGCAAGUUGGGAACUCCUGUCCAGGAGGGGAGAGGUCAUAUUUCAGCACAGAUUGUACAUACUCAUCGUCAAUUUCAUCGACGUCGUCCAAAGUGUCUGAUGAUAAGUAUGACUGUUCAAAACCGCCUUGCCAGGAAACCAUAGACCAAUCAUUACCUUAUCUAGAGAUUCCACCCGAGGCCAGAGCCGAGUGUUCAAUAGAGACCUUGCAGACAAACUGGCUUCCCCACACACCUCAUUCCAAAACAAGUCUCAUAGGACCUAGAAACUUUAGUGUUACAGUGUUGUGUAUAUUAUUUCCAGUCUUACUCAUGUGUAAAUGCUGUGUAUGCCACCUUUACUCAGACAACCAUGUGUCGUGUGAUCAGGAACAGAGCUCCAACCCAUCUUACCUAACCCUUUUAAACGGAACCGUGCUUCCUCCGUUGUCAGGCCAGUGUUUAUCAUUGACUACAAACUUAGUCGACGAUAUAUGUGAAAUACCAUUAAAAGCCUCCCAUAAUAGGAUGUUACUCCUACGCAAAACAAGCACCAAUUUCUGUGGUCUUCCAUUGGUUAACAUACUUUCAAAGGAUGAAAUCAAAAGAGUGACACAGUGUUCUCGGGAUCGAGGCUGUGCACGUGUUUUACGUGCAGUAGAGGAGUUAGAUUCAGAACUAAGUGAUAUGUAUUGCCAUUUUACGGAUGUACUCGCCAGAAUUGACUGUGGGGAGAUGUUCCAAUAUUCCCUAGGCAAUUGCAGUCGGUGUAAGGAGGCAUACAAGCAAUGGUUGUGCUCAGUCUAUCAUACGUAUUAUUACAAUGACGCCCAAAUCAAACCCUGUAUUGAAUUCUGUGAUCACGUAUCGGAGAGCUGUCCGUUUUUCCGUCCGUAUGGGGACACGCUUAUAGGGGAGCCUGGAUUUUUAUGCAAAGAUUCAAAAUCAUUUCUACCUGCGGACACUUCCGUUGUAUACGGCCCGAGUGGAUGCUGCUACAAACCCUGUUUUGUCACGUCCGGUUCCUUAGACUGUCCAAAUCCGGGAAAUACAGACUGUCCGGAAUCUAAUUCCACUUUCAAUUUGACAAACCAGACGAACAGCGCAUGCGCAGUGAUUUUCCAAGGACGUUCAAUGAAUAGUGUUAUAUCAGUGUUUCUAGCGUGCUUUCUAAGCUCAUUGUUCACACAAAAUGUUCAAAUUAUUUACAAGAGUAUAGGAUUAACAUAGCGAUCGCUCAUGUGGGUAUUUUCAUAUUUGUUGAAUUUAAAUACAGUCAAACCCCGUUGGCUCGAAGUCGCUUGGGUCGAAUUCCUCGAUGGCUCGAACUUAAGGUAAAGGACUGAUUUAUUUAAACUGAAUGUAAGCAUAACUGUGUGGCUCGAAUAUUCCGAGGCUCGAGGUGUUUUCACCGGUACAUUGAUGUUCGAGCCAACGGGGUUCGACUGUAUCUAGAAAAUCCAUUUAAUGAAUAUAUAUUUUUCACAAAAUAUCAGCUGAUUUUGUAUCCAGUAAUGAAGUAAGAUAUGUGAUGGCUAAAUGAUAUAGAAUUGUUUAAAUGCAUAAGUACGUCUCUAUUCACCAGUCACAUAUAUAAUAAUGAUUAUGAGGUGAUUACUUAGUGGGUGUUUAAUAAAUUGUGAAAUUAUUAUUUAGGCAAAUUAUCCAUUUUGACUAUGUUCAUUGUAACUGACCUGCUGAUGUGUAGAUUACUAGUAGAAAAAGGCCAUACCAAAUCGAUUCCUUGUCCAAGACCAUGUUCCAAUUUCAAAACCAACAUACCCGGCAAGAAAAUAAUUAUACUAUAGAUAUUUUGCUCUAGAACAUGCAAUUACAUUGCUUGAUUAAGAUUUUUAUUAUUCUAAACGCUGACUCCCCCCCCCCCCCCCUUCCCACAUAAACUCAUCCCGAUAACACCAAAGAUCAGCUAUUUUGUCAUUGUCUUGUUGUGAACUUUCAAGGAAUAUUUGACAUUGAUGUUAGCUUUACGUUUAACGUUCAAAAGGGGUAUUUUGGACUUCAUAGGAAAGCUAGAUAGGUUUUGAUCCCUUGAGUCGUUUUGACACUUAACUAAAACACGAUUUGGUAUGGCUUAUCAUAAGUUUUCAAUUAAUGAAAUAUGUAUUAUUCCAUACAUAUGCUGUAUUCUAAGUAUUGAGAAGUGUCACCUGUUGAUGUAACGACAGUAUUUUGUCUCCUGGUCCGGGCAGUCCAAAAAUAUAUGUAUAGUUCAAAUUUGUAAUGAAUUCAUGUAGGGUGUGAAUGUGUUUUAUUGAAUCGUCUGGUGUUUUGAAUGAAACAAGUCGAGGAAUUGUUGAAACCUUGUUAUUGUCGUCGGCGUUACCGACCUUGUCGGCGUCGUCGUGAAAUACUUAGCCAUAAUCCAAAAAGCCGUGCAAAAUAUUGUACUGAAACUUCGUUUACAUGUUGCCAGGGCCAACACGCACUUGUACAGCAAGGGCCCAUAACUCUGGCUUGAGAUAUUUUCGCCCCUUUCUCUACAAUAUUAACUAUUUUUUGUCAUAGACAAUGUAAGCGUAUCUACAGCAAAGAACAUAAAAUAUAAGUAGGCUUUUAUUAAUUGUCGAGUUAUGCCCGUUGUUCGACAAACAUCAAACGAGCGUUGGCGCCCUUCUUGUAUAUGAAUUUAGAGCGUGUGUGUGUUUUUACAUAAUAAAAAUGAUUGGAGGUCUGUAUUAAUUGCAUAGAUUGUUUUGAUACAAAGAUUUUUCAAGUCAAAUUGUAUCGGAUUCACCAAACACUUUGUGAUAUAUAUUAUCUCAGUGCGUUUUUUAAAAAAGACGCCCAAAUUUAUAAAGAUAAGCAAAUCACGAUAUACAUGUAGAUAAUUAGGAAUACAUGUAUUUACACGAAGGCAUCAAUUCUAUUCUUUAAUUAUUAUUGCCAAUAAUUAGGGUAGGGUUACCAACCCCUGGGCUCUUUUUCAAUAUUGGUCUUUAUGGGAUCUAAGAACGAUGUAGCUAAUCGGAUGACCAAUAGAGUGAAUGAAGUCAGUGAUGGGUGACCAAAUUCAGUGAUGUAUGACCGUACCAUUAACUUAAGUUGAAUAUUGACUAACCCCUUAUAAUUGAACCGUUGUUGAUAUACAUUUAGAAAUAAAACGCAUGCCUGAAUGUGAAUCAUGUUUAGAUGUAAUGUUAUGGUGUUUUAAUAUAGAAAUAUUGCGAAACACUUCUUGUACGUGUACGUGAACAUGUAGCCUCCCUUACACAUAAAAGCUGCAGUUAGUUUGCGGAAUUUCCUUUUUUGACGUAAAUUUAUAGGUUUUUGCAUCAACCGAUAGUGUGCCCUUAUAAACCGGUACGAAGUAUCCUCAUACAUGGAUGACGUACUGGAAGUAGUUCACGCGUACACAUACAUGAGUGACGUACCGGAAGUAGUUCACGCGUACAUAUACAUGGAUGACGUACCGGAACUAGUUCACGCGUACACAUACAUGAGUGACGUACCGGAAGUAGUUCACGCGUACACAUACAUGAAUGACGUACCGGAACAAGUUCACGCGUACACGUACAAGUAGCAUUUUGCAUUUUUUUCAAUUGACAAAUAUUUGCAGUGUAUGUACAUUCAUAUCUAACGGGUCGUGUUUGCCUUAUAUUAUGUACUUAGAAUGUACACACACAUUGUGUUCACAUUGGUAACGCUCGUUCCUCAUUGAGUGUAGCAAAUGAAGACACAGUGUACACACUCUGGCCAAUACCUUAGUCGUUUCUCAACCUCUUCUCAUUUAGUCAUAAAACAGCAAAUCCAGAUAACAAUACUACAAGCAAGCUCUUCUCUUUAUCCAGCGCAUUCUCUCAUACAUUGUGAGACGGUUUUGUGCUACAGUCGAAUCCCGUUGGCUCAAGGGACCGGAAAAAUACCUCGAUCCUCGGGAGAUUCGAGCCAAGCAGGAAUUAUUACCUUUAGUAUAAAGAAAUGGGUCCUAAACAUUCAGUUCGAGCCAACGAUAAUUUCGAGCCAAACGAGUUCGAGCCAACGGGGUUCGACUGUUUUUAAAUAAGUAUAUUUAUUACGUUUAACUAUUACAUCUCAUUAUAGCUCAAGUAGACUGUUUGCUAUGUAAUAAUUAUUAGUUUGGAGUAUUGAAGAAUCAUUUGUAUCAACACAGUCUAUGACAGCUUACUCUUCUAAAAAUAGUAAAAAAAAACACCAUAUAAUAUUUUGUGAAUCAUGCGAUGGUUAAACGUUAUAUUAAUAUGAUUUGAGAUUGAGAAAUGUUUGUGGUAUUCGGGUCUGGUUCUUAUUAUUUAAAGCAUAUUGUACAUUGAUUGAUAUACAUGUAUGUUUGGUUGUAUUAAUGUGCAUGGUUUGUAUGGGUAACGUGUGAUUUGAGUAUUUAAUGAAUAUGCGUGUUGUAUAGAUAACGGAUAUGAUGUUUAACUUGUGCUUAAAAUACUUGAAAUUUCACUGAGCCGUAUAUAUUGAAUCCUAUUUUUGUUUAAAUAUUUCUAUGACUAAUGUCUUUACCAUAUACAAAAUAGAUUACCGACGUACAUUAUAAAUACAAUUAAUAUUGUUCAUACAGUUUGUAUAAAUACUUCUUAUUUCAUAAAUGGCAUAUUUUUCAAUCUUUGAAGACCAAAAAAUACUUGAUUCUUAUAUUACAUACGAUAAAUGUUAAACAAUUUCUUUUUUUCUUCGCACAUAGCCCUUUACAAUUUAAACUGACUUUUUAAAAUCAUUUGAGUAUUGGAUGUAUAGAUAAAAAAACAUACGUUUUUUAGUACAUGCAAUUAAAAAAUUUAAGCUUGAUGAUAUUUUUUAACUUUCGUACUAUUCAAGCCAUGUUGUGAAAGAAGGGAAAUAACUCUCUGAUUUUUUUGUAUCUGUUGAACAUAAUGGAUUUCUUCCCUUUGUUAAGUCUCUUACCGAGUAAGAAACAUUAUUGUUUUUUUACAAUAAGUUCUCUGCAUGAAGGAUAUACUGAUUUAGAAAUGUAAGCAGAAGGAGUAUGAGUGUAGUGUUACUGAAAUACAAUUUGAAAUUGUACAAGGGAUGUUAUGAGAGUUCGCAGAAUUUAACCAUAAACAAAUCUAUAGGGUUUGAUAGGCCAAUUUACUUCCAUCAAUAUUGAAGCGAGAUAUUAUGUACGCAUCAAAGUUUCCUGCUCAAUUUUGUCAUGAUUAUUUUGUUUUGAGCAAAAUACACUCACUUGUGUAUUUUUAUUUUUAUUUUUACCAUAGUCAAUCCUUCACGGUUUUAUGCUCAAACUUUGUAUAUCAGGAAUUUAAAAACGUUAUUUUAAACAAAAUUAAAAAAAAGUUUAAUCAAGAUUACGUGUAGAGUUAAACUAACAAAUUUACAAACAUUUAAAAAGAAAAACAAUAACAUUUAUUCUUAAUAUCAUGGUACAAUUCCGAGAACUUUCCGAACGGCCCUCUGACUCACUGAAUAACAUAAGUAUUUUCUUGUAGCAUCCAUGUGUGUGUUUGUUUGCUUGUCACGGAUAUGUUCAUAUACUAUUAUUUGAUGUUGUUGUUUAGGCUAGUGUAUAUACUCAUUAAAUGUACAUAUAAAUGAAAUGAAUUGUUAAAAUAUAAAUAUGAUUGUUUAUAUAAAAGUUGUAUGAUAUAUUAUUAAUAACUUUGUUAAUGUAGACUUACAUGAACAAACUCAAAUGUAGAAUAAUAAAGUU
Mya arenaria is the source of this 7872-nucleotide messenger RNA. RefSeq lists its product as uncharacterized. NCBI's taxonomy places the organism in Eukaryota, Metazoa, Mollusca, Bivalvia, Myida, Myidae. The transcript is spliced from 3 exons. Gene Ontology annotation, cellular component: plasma membrane. Gene Ontology annotation, biological process: calcium ion import across plasma membrane. The coding region runs from base 2034 to 3443 and encodes 469 amino acids. Gene Ontology annotation, molecular function: protein binding; stretch-activated, monoatomic cation-selective, calcium channel activity. The record is from RefSeq and is a predicted model, not a curated record.